CUCACUUAACGCAUGGACCAGUUACCACAUGUCCUUCAUCAUUGCAUUUGGAGUUGUUCUCAACUUUCAUCAUGCCUAGGCCAAUUUUACGAUUAGACGACCGCUAUGAUGAUGGGGAAUUUGAAGGGGGAGAUCUUGGAACAGCGUCCUCGGUGCUUUCUUCUUCGAUAUUUUCUUCUUCGUCCAAUGCUUCAUCUUCCUCCUCUCCUCGAACUCCAAAGAAAGGUUUCGCCCUGCCUGCGUUGAGAAAACACGUCUCAAGGAGGAAAUCAAGUCUCGACCAGCUACAAAUCCCUUCACCUUCAUCACCAGACCUUACCAAUACCAAGAUUGCUAAGCUUGGUCGUCCACAACUCACGCGUUCUGCUACGUUACCAAAGGUUCCUCAUCUUCAAAAUAGAUCGGACAAACUUAGGGCCGAGUUGGAAGCAUUGGAAGUAGAUUCUGCUCUUUUGGAGAAGAUACGAAGAUGGAUACUUGGAAUAGCAAUUGUGAAUUUUGACAUAGAUGAAGGCCCAAUGGUCGAUGGUGUCUUUCCUCCACUUGUAUUAUUUCCCAAAGAGUCAGAAAACAUUGCGUUCUCAUCAUUUCCAGAUUCGCUCCAGUUCGAUCAGGGCUUUCAAAUCCACUCAUUUCGAAUACGGGGAGAGAAAAUUGCAGUCUCGAGCGAGAAAAGGCCAGCUAAUAUCGAUGAAUUCAUAUAUGGAUUCUCCUACUUCACGCAGAAGAGGGAUUCGACGUUGAAACGAGGCUACGAGCAGCGCUCCGUAGUCAUUUUGACAUCCCAUCCUUACCCUGCCUUCUUCUCUAUCAUCUUAUCCAUCUUCGGACCUAUGUUUCAAGAACAUGGAACGCCGAUGUUGGAGGCGGCCUGUCAUAAUAUAGCGAUGUGGCCUGAUCCAACACCUGGGACCGUGCUUGAAAUCGGAUUUCUAGGCACCGUGUUACAAGUCGAAAUUCCACAUUCAGGAAAUGACGCUCAACAAAUCAGAGCCACUGUAUUCAAGAAAAAUGAUUUUGAUCCCAAGCUACACAUCCUCGCUUCGGCUCCGCCCUUUAAUCCACCUCCAAUUCUCUUAUUUGAAGCUAGUCUCUCACAUCUAUGGUCGAUAUGGGAGUGUGUAGUACUCUGUGAACCUAUCUUGUUAUUCGGUACCUCCCCUGCACAGACUAGCCAGGCAGCAUGGUGGUUCAGAGAUAUUUUACGUCCGAUACCCCUUGCUGGAGACAUCCGGCCGUAUUUUACUAUCCACGAUACAGACCACACCCUGCUCAUUAACAAACUCCCGCCAAAGCCCGGGUUGAUACUUGGUGUCACCAAUCCUUACUUCGACCGUUCAUGUUCGCAUUGGCCUCAUCUCCUCAGCUUAGGCCGAUAUAUUCCACCGAACACCGCUACGAAGACGUCCUUGACUACGGCUACACCCGGACCACCCCCCGGAUGGACGACGAAGUUGCAUAAAAGAUACAUAUCUAAGGACCGUACAUUGCUCAAGCAGCUCGAAGACGCCUGUCGGGGCUCUGAGCAACAGAAAAUAGAGGCGUCUCUCGCCCUCCGUCUACAUUUUUGCUCGAGAACUAACGAGCUCCUUAUACCACUUACUAGAUACCUCCAUACACUAAUACCUACACCAACCGAAAUAGCCCAAAUAGAGAGGAAGAUGGGCAAGGGUGACACUAGCCCUAAGAGCUCGUUACGACUCAAGCCUUUCCACUCCGCCAACUUCUUCCUGUCUCUGAAGAGUCAUGGGUCGACCUUACCGUUUCGCUCUUCGAGCAAGCGAUUGGAAUUUUAUGAGAGGUGGUUGAAGACUCCAGCUUUUGGGCUGUGGCUGGCAGAACAAGAGACUAUCGUUCAAGAUGUGUUACAUGAUAAUGUUGGUCGGAAAUUUUAGACCAUAUCUCAGACUCUUUGACGCUGUUUCAAUCGUUCUCCUACCUGGUUGGAUGACUCCAAUACAUGUUGCUAUAUUCCCCCGUAUCACUUUGAGGUAUGCAGAUCAACAAAGAUAAUCAGGGAAGGAACACACCACAAAGCGGAUUCAAAUCCUAAAUAAGUGUAGCUUCGCUUCUGCAGCUUGUGGUGGAGUGCCAGUCCUGAGGGUCUGGGUAUUAGUAAAAAAUUUGCUCGCUGAUCAUUCUCGAAGAGUUCGGGAAUCCCGCAACCAUCUGCAGCCAUGCGUUUUCGAUAAAUACUGUACAUACUUUAAAUUGAGCUCCGACAUCAUCUGGCGCAGUGGUACGCGGAUGAUGUAGCCCGAUGGGGCACAGUAUGUUACAGUAAUUUGUAUUCACUGAC
Messenger RNA from Lentinula edodes (shiitake mushroom), 2299 nucleotides. RefSeq lists its product as uncharacterized. NCBI's taxonomy places the organism in Eukaryota, Fungi, Basidiomycota, Agaricomycetes, Agaricales, Omphalotaceae. Bases 72 to 1895 code for a protein of 607 amino acids. The record is from RefSeq and is a predicted model, not a curated record. The transcript is spliced from 11 exons. Gene Ontology annotation, molecular function: guanyl-nucleotide exchange factor activity. Gene Ontology annotation, cellular component: recycling endosome.